Helianthus annuus (common sunflower) is the source of this 2901-nucleotide messenger RNA. RefSeq lists its product as uncharacterized. The record is from RefSeq and is a predicted model, not a curated record. Gene Ontology annotation, molecular function: methyltransferase activity; oxidoreductase activity. Bases 161 to 2752 code for a protein of 863 amino acids. The transcript is spliced from 24 exons. Lineage: Eukaryota; Viridiplantae; Streptophyta; Magnoliopsida; Asterales; Asteraceae.
CCAAUGGCAGUAUAUAUACCAUUUCAGUCUCAAAAAGUUGAGGGACGAUCUAUCCGGUUUUGUUUUGUCCUGUCGUUACCUCUUCUUUUUUUAAUAAUAUCUUAAACAAGCACCAGCAGCUUCUUCAAUAUUAUCUUCUCUGAAUCUAUUUUUGCUAAGGAUGAGAGUGGCGGUAGUUGGUGCGGGCAUAAGCGGAUUGGCGGCGGCCUAUACGCUUACGAAAGGCGGGGCGGAGGUGGUGUUGUAUGAGAAGGAAGAGUAUCUCGGUGGUCAUGCCAAAACUGUCACCGUGGAUGGAGGUGUUGACUUGGACCUGGGUUUCAUGGUCUUCAACCGGGUGACAUAUCCCAACAUGAUGGAAUUGUUUGAGACACUUGGAGUUGAUAUUGAGAUUUCUGAUAUGUCAUUCUCAGUGAGCUUAGAUGAAGGAAAUGGUUGUGAAUGGGGCAGUCGAAACGCGUUGUCAGGUCUCUUUGCACAAAAAAAGAAUCUGCUAAAUCCUUACUUCUGGAACAUGAUUCGCGAAAUCACCAAGUUUAAACACGAUGUUUUGAGGUACCUUGAAGAGGUUGAACACAACCAAGACGUUAUUGACAACCAAACAUUGGGAGACUUCAUCAAGUCACAUGGUUACUCUGAAUUGUUUCAAAAGGCGUAUCUUGUUCCGGUAUGCUCCUCUAUCUGGUCUUGCCCUGCAGAAGGAGUUCUGAGCUUCUCCGCGUUUUCUAUACUAUCAUUUUGCCGCAAUCAUCAUCUACUCCAGCUUUUUGGUCGCCCUCAGUGGUUUACUGUCAAAUGGCGUUCACAAACAUACGUUAAAAAGGUGAAAGAAGAACUGGAGAACAGAAGCUGCCAGAUAAGAACAGGUUGUGCGGUUCAAUCUGUCUCAAACCUCGAUGAUGGUUGUUUGAUAGUGUGUGAAGAUGGGUCCGAAGAAAGCUUUUCCGGUUGCAUAAUAGCCACACAUGCACCCGACACUCUCAGGAUAUUAGGAGAAGAAGCCACAUAUGACGAAAAAAGAAUACUUGGCGCUUUUAAUUAUGUCUAUAGUGAUAUUUUUCUUCACCGUGACAAAAGUUUAAUGCCCCGAAACGCAUCAGCAUGGAGUGCAUGGAACUUUCUCGGAACAGUGGACAACCGAGUUUGCUUAACAUAUUGGUUAAACGUGCUUCAGAACAUCGAUGAUAGUAACGGGCUACCUUACUUAGUAACGUUAAAUCCACCGCGAAAACCAAAAAAUACGAUGCUGACAUGGACAACCGGACAUCCUGUCCCAUCAGUUGCAGCAUACAAGGCUUCACUCUCGCUUAACGACAUUCAAGGAAAGAGAGGAAUCUGGUUCUGCGGUGCAUACCAAGGUUACGGGUUCCAUGAGGAUGGACUAAAGGCUGGUAUGGUUGCGGCAAACAGCGUGCUUAAUACGAGUUAUGAAGUUCUCAACAAUCCUAAACAUAUGGCACCCUCGUUAAUGGAAACUGGUGCGCGGUUUUUUGUUGCCAGAUUCCUUCAAGAUUAUAUUGCUAUGGGCAGUUUAAUUUUAUUGGAAGAAGGUGGUACGAUGUUCACCUUUGAGGGAACGCGAAAGAAGAGCCCGUUGAGAGUUUACUUAAAAGUUCAUAAUCCACAGUUUUAUUGGAAGAUUGUUACAGAAGCUGAUUUGGGUCUUGCUGACGCGUACAUAAACGGAGACUUCUCGUUUGUCGAUGAAAAGGAAGGCCUUUUGAAUAUGUUUAUGAUCUUCAUUUUUAACCGAGAUUUACAAAGUUCUGCCUCUAAGAGCGGAGGCUGGUGGACGCCAAUGUUUUUAACAGCUGGAGUUGCAUCUGCUAAGUAUUUUUAUCAUCAUAUUUCGCGGCAAAAUUCUCUUACUCAAGCACGUAGGAACAUAUCUCGCCACUAUGAUCUGAGUAACGAUCUCUUCGCCCUCUUCUUGGACGAGACCAUGACAUAUUCAUGUGCAAUAUUCAAGAGUGAAAAUGAAGACUUAAAAGAUGCACAGAUGAGAAAAAUCACUUCAUUGAUUGAAAAAGCAAAAGUCGAAAAGAAUCAUGAGGUUCUUGAGAUCGGAUGUGGUUGGGGAACUUUAGCAAUUGAAUUAGUGAAACGCACAGGGUGUAAAUACACUGGAAUCACCUUAUCCGAAGAGCAACUAAGAUAUGCCGAAACCAAGGUGAAGGAAGCUGGUCUACAGGACAAGAUCCGAUUUCUGCUAUGUGAUUAUAGACAGUUACCAGAAACAUGCAAAUUCGAUAGAAUAAUAUCUUGUGAAAUGCUAGAAGCUGUAGGGCAUGAAUACAUGGAAGAGUUUUUCGGGUGUUGUGAAUCCGCAUUGGCCGAUAACGGGCUAUUUGUGUUGCAGUUCAUAUCGAUCCCAGACACGAGAUAUGACGAGUAUAGGAGAAGCUCGGACUUUAUAAAGGAAUACAUAUUUCCGGGAGGGUGCUUGCCUUCGUUUAGCAGAGUGGCGUCAGCCAUGGCUGCUUCGUCCAGACUCUGUGUGGAGCAUGUGGAAAACAUAGGGAUACAUUAUUAUCAGACACUUAGAUAUUGGAGGACAAACUUCAUGGAAAAGCAAAGCAAAAUCCUUGGUUUGGGGUUCAACCAAAAAUUUAUUCGUACGUGGGAGUACUAUUUUGAUUACUGUGCUGCGGGUUUUAAGACGCAUACACUUGGGGUAUAUCAGAUGGUGUUCUCGAGGCCGGGAAACAUGGUUGCGCUGCGCAAGGGCAUUCCAUCCGCUUAUUCUUUUUAAAUUCUAAAUGUAAUACAUCUUCAUUCAUCAUCAUCUUCAACUGUAUUUUCUUUUUCUCUCCUCUUUUGUCUUGAAUAUUAAACAGAUAAUAAAACAUACAACAAAUGUUUGUUUUUAAUUUUUAGAAUAAAUUACACUGAGGUAACAUA